CCCAAAAAGCAAAGCGAUGAGCAGCGGAGACUUCCAAAAAAAAAAAAAAAAAACUGAAGUCGCCAUCCGCCAUCUUGAUCCUCCCAAAACAAGCGUGCCGACCUGUGCGUUCAUCGCCAGUUUCGUGGCUGUGAGAAAACAUUCCGCAGGAAAAGCAGAAUCGGUCGCAUCCUUCGGGCCGAGGCCUCCACAAUGGUCAACGUGAACGCGCAGGCGGCGGGAUCAAGUGCGGGGCGGCCGUUUGACUCCUCGCCGGCUGAGAGCACCAACAUGAGCGCCGCCGGCCACCUGACGGCGGGCAGCCUCUGCGCCAUCUGCGGGGACAGAGCCACGGGCAAGCACUACGGCGCGUCCAGCUGCGACGGCUGCAAAGGCUUCUUUCGGCGGAGCGUCCGCAAAAAUCACAUGUACUCCUGCAGGUUCAACAGACAAUGCAUCGUGGACAAAGACAAGAGAAAUCAAUGCAGAUACUGCAGGCUGAAGAAGUGCUUCAGGGCCGGCAUGAAAAAAGAAGCCGUGCAGAAUGAAAGAGACAGAAUCAGCACCAGAAGAUCCAGCUACGAAGACAGCAGUUUACCCUCCAUCAAUGCGCUCAUCCAAGCGGAUGUGCUGUCAAGACAGAUCACCUCCCCCGCCCCCAUUCUGAACGGCGACGUCCGCACCAAAAAGAUCGCCAACAUCACGGACGUGUGCGAGUCCAUGAAACAGCAGCUGCUGGUGCUGGUGGAGUGGGCCAAGUACAUCCCGGCCUUCUGUGACCUGCCCCUGGAUGACCAGGUGGCACUGCUUCGAGCUCACGCCGGAGAACAUCUGUUGCUGGGUGCCGCAAAGCGGUCCAUGCUCUACAAAGAUAUCCUCUUAUUAGGAAACGAUCACAUCGUUCCCAGGAACUGCCCAGAGCUGGAAGUGGGCCGGGUGGCUGUGAGGAUUCUGGAUGAGCUGGUGCUUCCCUUCCAGGAGCUUCAAAUAGAUGACAACGAGUACGCCUGCUUGAAGGCCAUCGUCUUCUUUGAUCCAGACGCAAAAGGUCUGAGUGACCCCGGAAAGAUCAAACGGAUGCGAUACCAAGUUCAGGUCAGCCUGGAGGACUAUAUCAACGACCGGCAAUACGACUCCCGCGGGCGGUUCGGCGAGUUGCUCCUCCUGUUGCCGACCUUGCAGAGCAUCACCUGGCAGAUGAUUGAACAGAUCCAGUUCGUCAAACUUUUUGGCAUGGCCAAGAUUGAUAAUCUCCUGCAGGAGAUGCUACUCGGAGGCUCUGCCAAUGAAGCGCCACACGCACCUCAUUCUCUUCACCCUCACCUGGUUCAGGAGCACCUCAGCAGCAACGUCAUUGUGUCCAACAGCAUGCCGACGCCCAUCCACAAUGGACAAAUCUCCACUCCCGAAACCCCGAUACCGUCUCCGCCCACGGCAUCCAGCUCGGAACAUUAUAAAAUUGCUCAAGGGGUCAUCGCCACCGUCCCCAAGCAGCCAACCUCCGUCGCUCAGACAACCAUCACCAAGCAAGAGGCCAUCUAAUCCGAAUCAGAAUCGUCCGUAUUUCGCCAAGUAUGUCAAAAACGCACGAGGAAUUUGUCUCCGGGAGUCGGAGCCGCUCUGGUACCUCGGAGUCCUCGUGUGACCGGUUGGGGUCUUUUUCUUCAAAAUUCUCAAAAUAAAUAUCUUUCAAGUUGUCAAGGUGACUGAAACAGAAAAUAGCAAAAUGCCUUGAAAGUAAUUUCAUGAUUCUCUUUUGAGUCGACUACUUUCAAGGUCGACUCCAGAGCUAAUGUAUUUUAUUUGUCUAUCGUACAAAUGUAGCUAAAAUUCCAUUUUUCUUUUUUUUUGAAAUAUAUUUAAAAAAUUCUCAACACAACAAAAAUGAAAUGAAUCCGAGUCAAAGUCAGCCUCGAGAUUUUGUUCGAAAUGGCACUUAGAUUCGGGAAGUUCCAUUACUCCCCGGAAUGUGACGUCACGCCUAGACAACAUUUAGCCAGAGAGUGAAAAAGCUAGCAAAGAUGGUGAGGAAGCGUUUUUGUCUACGGUUGUUGUGCGCUACAUGAAUGGCCGAAACAUGAACGGAUGGGCAGGUUAUGGACCGGGUUUGAGAAGACAAAGUGGGCGCAUUAGACUUACAAAUCCAAGUGGACAGUAAUAUGUUCCAAGCGAUUCACGGAGGACUGCUUUGAAAACCCGGUACAGCGUUCACUCGGCUUCGGUAGCAAGUAAGUACGUACGUGUUCAAUUGUUUAGUAUCGACCUCGUUUUAAAUGUAAGUACAAUAGCGAUACAGAUAUAGAUGUCAGCUAAUAUCUGUAUCCAUGCGAUGUUUAGGAGGUGACGAAAUUUGGACGCUGUAUAAAGUUGACGCUGAGGUCUUGCUGAAAUUGUCUACGGCGGUGUGUGCUCUAAAGUGUUCGCUGCAUUAUGUUAAAUUCGGGAUAAAUCUUACCGAUGGUUUCGAUUUUUCUUCUAAGCUGACUCAGUCACUAGUACAACAACAACAAAAAACGACUCACUGUUGAGCGCGAGCAGCAUCAGACGACGUUUAAACGUGUUUGUAUGAGAUCAUUUCGUCAACAAGGUGUACGUAGGUUUCUUGCGGCACCUGCUAGUCUGCGUUCUGGGUGUGAAGUUCCGCGUCAACUUGGUCAGGUCUCGCCGAAUCCCGUCCUUGUGUUGCGUUCGGCAACUCCGAUUCGAACAUAUCGAGUUGAAUUAUUGAAUUGAAUUGAAUUCCUCCUCUUCCACGGAUCAUUUCAUAAAAACUCCCACUCGCAGCAUCUGUAAUUGUCUAUGUCGGAAGCCAUUUUCUUUACUGGGGUUGAGAAUUUUUUCAAAUGUUUUUUAAUGAAAAAUUAGCUACGUUUGUGUGAUGUAUAAAUAAAAUAUAGAUCCUCUGGAUUCAACCUUUAACUCGGGGGGCGGGGGGGGGGGUCUGUUGUUGUAUAUGAUCGGCAUUUCGAAUGUUUUCGUGUAAAUAUUUUAGUUGCGUGGCCGACGUGGCUUUCUUUUCGAUGUCCUCGGCGUGCGUGUCGCAAAAAGCUCAUGGUCGACUCGGCAACGGGACCAUGUCAGUAUUUUACGAAUGUUACAGGGCUUUGCAUUCUAUUUAGUGUUUUGUUCUUUUUUUUUUUUUUUUAAUAUUUGGAGUUCAUCUGUGAUUAAAAAAAAAAAUGCUGGUAAGUCACAAAUGCAUUACAUUCAUGCUAAAGAAAAAGAAAAAAAAAAAAACCCAACGUGUGAGACAUUGCUUAUCUUGCUGACCGGACUAAAAACUACUAGAAAGAAGUCAAGUGUUCAAACUAUUUUUUCAUAAGCAGCCGCAGGAAGUAGGUUCUUCAGUUGUAUUUCAAACGUGUAUAUUUUAUGUUUAGGACUUUCAUGUCACGUCUGAACAGCUAAUGAAGUGUGCCUUGUGACCUGUACUGCCUUAAAAGCAGCCGACGCGUUGCCGUA
Molecule: messenger RNA, 3441 nt
Organism: Syngnathoides biaculeatus (alligator pipefish)
Lineage: Eukaryota; Metazoa; Chordata; Actinopteri; Syngnathiformes; Syngnathidae
Gene: hnf4a
Product: hepatocyte nuclear factor 4, alpha
Exons: 11
Coding region: 193-1521 (442 amino acids)
Biological process (GO): positive regulation of transcription by RNA polymerase II; cell differentiation; anatomical structure development
Molecular function (GO): RNA polymerase II cis-regulatory region sequence-specific DNA binding; nuclear receptor activity; zinc ion binding
Source: RefSeq, a predicted model, not a curated record